ACACUUUGUGUUAUUGAUACGAUAGACACCAUUCGGUUAAUAAGACUCCCACUACCGGGGUAUCAAGGAAUUCAACUAAUUAUUCUGCUAAAAUGACUACUUCAAGCAAUAACUUUCCGUUUGAAAUGAAAGACCUAGAUCCAGAAGAAGCAGAUGAAAUACAUAAACACUUUUUCAAAGGGUAUCAAAAUGGAUUCAUGCGAGUCGGCCCAAAGGGAUAUUUUUUCACCAACGGUAUUAAAGUAGAUAUUAAAAAUAUUUAUAACAUGCCAAUACGACCUGACGAUACUUUUGUGGUCACGUUCCCUAAAUCAGGAACGACUUGGACGCAGGAACUUGUUUGGAUGGUGGCAAACAAUUUAGACUACGAAAAAUCUGAUUCUAUGCCGCUUCAUGAACGGUUCCCAUUUCUAGAAAUGUUCAUGAUAAUAAAUAGCGACAUAACGAAGAACUUUAUGAAAGACUUCGUGAAAGGAGACGAGCGGUUGUUAAAAAUUAUAGAGAACGUGACUACUCCUGGCACCGAGUUUGUGGCGAAGCUGCCUUCGCCUCGGUUCAUCAAGUCGCACUUGCCCUUUUCACUGCUGCCUCCUAACCUGCUGGACACCGCCAAGGUGGUGUACGUGGCGCGCGACCCUCGCGAUGCCGCGGUGUCCUACUACCACCACAACAAACUCUUCGAUUUCAUGGGCUACACCGGCGACUUCAAACAGUAUUGGGAGUUCUUCAUUCAGGACAAAAUCGAUUGGACUCCGUUCUUCCCGCACGUGAUAGAAGCUUGGGAGCAAAGGAAUCACCCUAACUUACUGUUUCUCUUUUAUGAGGAUAUGUUGAAGGAUUUGCCGAAGGCAGUUCGACAAGUUGCCGAAUUCCUAGGCAAGACUAUGACUGACGAGCAGGUGUCUCGUCUAUGUGACCGCCUCAAAUUCGAUAACUUCAAGAAAAACCCAAUGCUUAACUUCGACGUCUUAAGGGAUCUCGGGUGGAUAACUAAAAAAGAUAGAACAUUUGUUAGAAAAGGCAAAUCUGGCGACUGGCGCGAGCACUUCGACGAGCAGAUGGCGGCGCAGGCGCAGCGGUGGAUCGCCGACAACCUGCGCGGGACCGACCUGCGCUUCCCGACUAUAACUGAUAGUGAUUUAGCAUCCUAUAACAAAAAUCGCACCAAGGGCCGUGUAAACAUGGACGUGACACAAAACAACAACUUCCCCCUCAAAAUGGAGGAUGUAGAACCUGAACAAGCAGAACAUUUGAUGAAGUAUUUCACAGGAGAACUGACUGGCUUCGUGCGCGUCGGGCCUAAAGGAUACUUCCUCCCUCAUAAAUACAGACAAGAAGCUGCUAACAUCUACAACAUGCCACUUAGACCAACGGACAUAUUCAUAGCAAGCUAUCCUCGGUCAGGAACAACGUGGACUCAAGAAUUAGUUUGGAUGGUUGCUAAUGAUCUAGAUUACGCCACAUCGGAUGCUAUACCUUUAACGGAGAGAUAUCCAUUUUUAGAAUUUUCAGUAUUCGUUCACCCAAUAAUGAAGGAGAGAUUUAAAGAAGAGAACAGUCAAAGUGAAAGGAAAUUGGAACUUCUAGAAAUUGUGACGCAGCCUGGCACGGAGCAGCUCGCCCUUGCGCCAUCCCCGCGUUUUGUGAAAACGCACCUGCCUAUGUCCCUACUACCCCCCAAUCUCCUCAAUACAGGGCGCGUGGUAUACGUGGCCAGGGAUCCAAGAGAUGUGGCCGUUUCCUUCUAUCACCUAAACAGACUAAUAAGGACGCAAGGAUAUGUCGGCGACUUCAAAACUUAUUGGAAAUUCUUCAUUAAAGAUUUGCAUCACUGGACACCCUAUUUCGAACACCUGAAAGAAGCAUGGGAACAAAGACAUCAUCCUCAUAUGCUAUUCCUGUUCUACGAAGAACUUUCCAAGGACUUACCAACCGCCGUGCGUCGUGUCGCGAGGUUCCUAAACAAGAACUUCAGUGACGAGGAGGUGGAUAAACUCUGCAGCCAUCUCAGCAUUGAGAACUUCAAGAACAACAAGUCUGUGAACUACGACGUCAUGAAGGAGCUCGGCAUUCUCAUUCCUGGAGAACAAGCUUUUAUCAGAAAAGGCAAGGCGGGCGGCUGGCGCGACUACUUCGACGAGGAGAUGACGCAGCAGGCGCAGCAGUGGAUCGACGACAACUUGCGCGGGACUGACCUGCGCUUCCCACACAUGGACCAUCGCAUUUGAAUGUUGCCACUCGAUAGCUAAUGAAUAGAAAAAAACAACCAAUAGUAUCGAUACUAAUCGAUAGCACAAAU
This is a messenger RNA of Ostrinia furnacalis (Asian corn borer), 2299 nucleotides long. RefSeq lists its product as uncharacterized. The transcript has 14 exons. The record is from RefSeq and is a predicted model, not a curated record. Gene Ontology annotation, molecular function: sulfotransferase activity. Bases 93 to 2228 code for a protein of 711 amino acids. NCBI's taxonomy places the organism in Eukaryota, Metazoa, Arthropoda, Insecta, Lepidoptera, Crambidae.